UGCAAUAAGCCUCUACUGUAUCUCUGGUGGACAGUUUCUUGAGAUAUAAGGACUGAGACUCAAGGAGUUAGUUGUUGUUCGUCCACGUGAAGUGAAGUCCGGGAAAGACGAGAAGACUUUCUGGACGAGGUGGAAGGGAAAAUAGUGUGGCUUUUUAAGUCCAGUGUUCGCACCUGUGAGAGAAAAACCGCAAGAUGACGAUUAGACCCAUAUUUUCGGGAUAUCCUUUUCAAGCUGGUGGUGUUUGUACAGGUCAAGGCCGCGUGAACCAGCUCGGGGGCGUGUUCAUCAACGGGCGGCCUCUGCCGAACCACAUCCGCCUGAAGAUUGUCGAGAUGGCGGCGGCGGGCGUGCGCCCCUGCGUCAUCUCCCGCCAGCUGCGGGUGUCCCACGGCUGCGUCUCCAAGAUCCUCAACCGCUACCAGGAGACGGGAUCCAUCCGGCCGGGCGUCAUCGGGGGAUCCAAACCCAAGGAGGGCGUUGUGGACAAGGGCACAGCACCUUCUGUGAGUUCGAUCAGCCGCAUCCUCCGAGGAGGAAAGAGAGACGACGACCCUCGGAAGGAUCACAGCAUCGAUGGCAUUCUUGGAGGCGCCGGAAGCGACGAGAGCGACACUGAGAGCGAGCCCGGCAUUCCCCUCAAGAGGAAGCAGAGGAGGUCGAGGACGACAUUCACGGCCGAACAGCUGGAAGUCCUCGAGAAGUCCUUCGAGAAGACUCAGUAUCCCGACGUCUACACCAGAGAGGAAGUGGCCCAGAAGGCCAAGCUGACGGAAGCUCGCGUCCAGGUCUGGUUCAGCAACAGACGCGCUCGACUUCGCAAGCACCUGAGCAGCCAACAGCUCGCUGGUCUCUCCUCCUCGAUGCCCCCAGCAGCCGCCAUGCCCACAGCCGCAGCAGCAGCAGCCGCUUCUAGCUACAUGAACCAAUAUGCUCCUCAGGCCGCCGAUCACACAGCCGUCGCUGCGGCUGCCUCAGCCGCGGCUGCUUAUCACUCUUCCAGCGCCUGGCAGAAUACAGGCGGUUACGACUACAGCAGCGCAGCAGCCUUUGGCACAGACAACUCCCACGCCCUCAUGUCAUCACCCAUGGCUGCCAUGACAUACCCAGUCACAUCCAUGCCCACCAUGAGUGCCUCAAUGACGCCGACUAUGAAUUCUGCCGCCUCCAACGCCUCGACGGAAGCCGCUGGAUGGAGCACGAAAACGGUGCCCUCGCCCGCUAUGGGCACGUGGAACACCGGAUUCUCGCCGCUGGGCACAGACCAGCUGGGCCUCCUUGGCACUCAAGGGUACAACAUGGGCCACACCAUGACCGGCCCUCCGGCGCCGUCCAUGGCGGAGAAGGGCCACGUGGCACCUCCGGGCACCGCCACAUACCCAACUUAUUUCCCGCAAUUCACGGAUCCCUCCGCAGCGGCCAUUAUGUGCGGACGGGUCCACUAGUCCUUUCAAUACUAUUUUUAUUGUAUUUUCUCCCUCCUUCGUUAAUAACCAUUCUACAUGCUGUGGUAACGAAACCUGCGUGUUCUCUCUCUCUCUCUCUCUCUCUUCCGAGUCAUUCAUCACUUUUCUUCAUCGGCAGCAAUAGAUAGAGAGCUUGAGAUAAUUUUCCUUUUACUUUCAACAUUCCUAAAAAAAAAACACCAUAUAUUUUCUGUCUGCACAAAAACAAAGAUAUUCGUCCAAUUUAAAUUUAAGAGAAAACAUUCUAGAGUAAUUAACUAUGGUUGAUUGAUAUUUUCUCCUUUUCAUUCAAAGUUAUCCUAUUAUCUUUACUCUGUUUGGUUAUCAUUACUGUUAUCUUUCCCUCCUAUCUUAUUAUUUAUCUCCAUGGUCAUUUCCAUAUCACUUUAAAUGUUACCCCUUUCUCUUUCCUCACUACCAUUACAUUUAUUUUCAUUCGUAUUUUUCCAAAAACUAUUUUUUACACUUUGUUGCAAUGGCGUCUAUUGCUUAAAAAUGUACACAAGCAAAAACGAGACAAAAAGGAUGAUACGGCGAAACAUGGUGAUGGAAAAAAAAAAAAAAAAAAACUCAGGAAAUGACUCUGUGUGGAUAUUCAACUGUUAAUAUCGUUACUGAGUUCAUGUAUUCCACUCCGAUGUUUCAUGUUUUAACUAAAGUAAGACUGAAUUUUCACCCGAAAAAAGUUGCUUAUUUCUUAUAGGAAUUUUAUAUUCGCUAGCAAAGCCCUAAUAAUUAAAAUGAAAGUGUUUAUUUUCUUAACGAAAAUUGUCUUUUUUCCUAUGAAAAAUAUUUAUAAAGAGAAAUGUGUAUUUUCUAUCAAAAAUUAUAUUCAAUAUGAAUUUCUUAUAGAUUAAUAUAAUUUGUGUAUGCUUAUACGACAAAUAUGAGCGUCUGUCUGCAACUGUACUAAUAAUAUGAUAACGCACUUUAUACCUGAGCACUAUGUCCUUUGGGCGUUAGACUUGCAUAUGACACACACUGCACACACACACACAUACACACAUAUAUAUAUACACACAUCGAGCUACAAAUGUCCUUUAAUAUCUAAUUCGCUCUACCUCGGAAUUAAUAUAUUUUCAUAUAUGUUAACCGAAGGGGAAUUUUUUAGUCGAUAGCGGAGGCGUUGUGGUUUAGGCUUCACUAUUCGUCCUGAAUUUGUUGGGCUCGAUGUCCGUGAACCGACAAAUUUAUCGUCUAAAAAAUUCCCCUUCGGUUAACAUAUAUGAAAAUAUAUUAAUUCCCAGGUAGAGCGAAUUAGAUAUUAAACGACAUUUGUAG
Messenger RNA from Macrobrachium nipponense, 2747 nucleotides. RefSeq names its product protein gooseberry-neuro-like. Lineage: Eukaryota; Metazoa; Arthropoda; Malacostraca; Decapoda; Palaemonidae. Bases 195 to 1445 code for a protein of 416 amino acids. Gene Ontology annotation, biological process: regulation of transcription by RNA polymerase II; anatomical structure development. Gene Ontology annotation, molecular function: RNA polymerase II cis-regulatory region sequence-specific DNA binding; DNA-binding transcription factor activity, RNA polymerase II-specific. The record is from RefSeq and is a predicted model, not a curated record. The transcript has 6 exons.